UCAUUCCCAUAGGUCAAUUAGAGGCUUAGGUGGUUCCAUUUCCGGUAUCUAUUCUAUCUAGCCGCGGCGCCUAGCAACCGAAAAAUGUCCACAACGAUGAUGGUGACGUAUCCUUUGAGGAGCCCUCAAUAGAUACGAUGAGUCAGUUCGAUUUUCGUGCUUGCCAUGAAAGGGUUCCGGAACAAGGCCAGCUCGCUGCCCAUAUUCAAUGGAAGGAUAACGGAUGCCACCACAUUGACGACCACAUCGCUGCAGCCGGUGGCCAGUCGCAAGCUCUCCUCGCGCGGCACCGCCUCAGUUUUUACCAUAACCGACGGCCACAUUGGCCACGUGCCCAGCACUUCGCUGGCCGAGGCGAUGGCCAUCAGUCAGGUGGCGCCGCCAGUGCAGCCAUUGCCACUGGCGUUGGUCAAGGAGGAGGAGCAGCAGCUGAACAUUGCCGGCACCGAGCUGGCCAACUAUGAGAAGGUUCGCGUGGUGGGUCAGGGCUCGUUCGGCAUAGCCAUACUGUACAGGCGCAAAGUCGAUGGCCACCACAUUGUCUUCAAGCAAAUCAAUCUGAGCGAGCUGUCGCCGCCGGGCCGGGAUCUGGCCAUGAACGAGGUGGAGGUCUUCUCCAAGCUGCAUCACCCGAACAUUGUCAGCUAUCUGGGCAGCUUCAUCAAGGACAAUACGCUGCUCAUCGAGAUGGAGUACGCGGACGGCGGCACCCUGGCCCAGAUCAUAGCCGAGCGACAGGGCAAACAGCAUUUUCCCGAACGCUACAUCAUCGCCGUCUUUGAGCAGAUCUCCAGCGCCAUCAACUAUAUGCACUCGGAGAACAUCCUACAUCGCGAUCUGAAGACGGCCAAUGUGUUCCUCAACAGGCGAGGGAUCGUUAAGAUUGGCGACUUUGGCAUAUCGAAGAUCAUGAAUGCCAAGAUCCAUGCGCAGACUGUGCUGGGCACGCCCUACUACUUCAGUCCGGAGAUGUGCGAGGGCAAGGAAUACGACAACAAGAGCGACAUCUGGGCCUUGGGCUGCAUUCUGGGCGAGCUGUGCUGCCUGAAGAAGACCUUUGCUGCCUCCAAUCUGUCCGAGCUGGUCACCAAGAUUAUGGCCGGCUCGUAUACCCCAGUGCCGCUGGGCUAUACGUCGGGCCUGCGCAGUUUGUUGGCCAAUCUGCUGCAGGUGGAUGCAGCACGUCGACCCACUGCGUCCGAGGUGCUCGUCUACUGGAUACCGCUCAUCUUUCGCAGUCUGGGCAAGAACAAAGGCUACACCUAUGAGGACAACCUGAGCAGCAAUGACACCUUGUUGGCUGCUCCAACUUCUCUGUUUGCCAGCUGCAGCAAUCUGGCCAUGGAACUGCCGACGGCGCAGACCCAAACCCGGAAAUUGAUGAGCGCCGAGACAGUGGCACCGCAUGAGGUGAUCGAGAGACGCUCUGUGCUGUACCAGCUGAAGGCGUUUGGCAACAGCUUCAGCAUGAAUCCCAUCCAGCUGCCGCCGAAGGCCUUGAUUGUCUGCGUGGCCAUGAGCGAAACCCACUUUGUGGUCAUCAAUGAUGACGGUUCGGCCUACGCCUGGGGCGAGGGCACACACGGCCAGCUGGGCCUGAGCUCGCUGGAGACCUGGAAGCAUUAUCCCGGGCUGGUGCAGAGCGUGCGCAAUUAUCAUUUGGUCAGCGCCUGUGCCGGCGAUGGCUUCACCAUAUUCCUCACCCAAUCCGGCAAUCUGCUGAGCUGUGGCAACAAUGCAAAAUUCGCUCUAGGCCAGGAGGAACAGAAGGAUUACUUUACGCCCAAGCUGAUAGCCAAGCUGGCGGAUGUGCGCAUCGAGCAGAUCGCAGCUGGCUUGCAUCACGUCCUGGCGCUGAGUCGCGAGGGCGCCGUUUACGUUUGGGGCACCAGCGUGUCGGGUGCCCUGGCUCUAGGCAAUUACCAGCAGCAGCAAAAACAUCCACAGAAGGUAUUGUUGUCGCAUGUCAAGAGCAAAGUCUCGAAGAUCUACUGCGGCCCGGACACAUCCGCUGUGCUCUUCAGCAACGGAGAGCUACACGUCUGUGGCAGCAACAACUACAACAAGCUGGGCUUCAAUCGCCCAGGCCGGAUCACAGCAUUUAAAAAGCUACAGCUGCCCUAUAAGGUGCUCAACGCUUGCUUCUCGUCCACCCACUCGGUGUUCCUAGUCGAGGGCGGCUAUGUCUAUACGAUGGGACGCAACAAGGAGGGGCAGCGAGGCAUCCGGCACUGCAAUGCCGUGGAGCACCCCACCUUGGUCGACAGCAUACGCGCACGCUACAUUGUGAAGGCCAAUUGCAAUGAUCAGUGCACGAUUGUUGCCUCCGAGGACAACAUCAUAACAGUGUGGGGCACGCGGAACGGCCUGCCAGAGAUUGGCUCCAGCAGCAGCGGACUGGGCCUGGAGGUCUGCACGCCGAAUGCCGACCUGGAGUUGGGCAACAACACAGCCGCCUUUACCAAUUUCCUGGCUUCGGUCUACAAGUCGGAACUAAUCAUGGAGCCAGUGGAUAUAUUGGCCUUAUACUCAUCCAAGGAGCAGUGCGAGCGUGGCUACUACGUCCAGGUGAACGAUGUGUUUCCACUAGCUCACAGCGUCCUGGUCAUGGUCGAGACAACAACGCCUCUAAUAUCCUCCUUUGAGGGCUAA
Drosophila mojavensis is the source of this 2652-nucleotide messenger RNA. Its product is annotated as serine/threonine-protein kinase Nek8. Gene Ontology annotation, molecular function: ATP binding; protein kinase activity. Lineage: Eukaryota; Metazoa; Arthropoda; Insecta; Diptera; Drosophilidae. Gene Ontology annotation, biological process: protein phosphorylation. The record is from RefSeq and is a predicted model, not a curated record. The transcript has 9 exons. The coding region runs from base 166 to 2652 and encodes 828 amino acids.